Penaeus chinensis is the source of this 2797-nucleotide messenger RNA. RefSeq names its product hemicentin-2-like. Gene Ontology annotation, biological process: cell-cell adhesion. The record is from RefSeq and is a predicted model, not a curated record. Gene Ontology annotation, cellular component: cell-cell junction. NCBI's taxonomy places the organism in Eukaryota, Metazoa, Arthropoda, Malacostraca, Decapoda, Penaeidae. Gene Ontology annotation, molecular function: cell adhesion molecule binding.
UCCCGAAGCAGUCAGUGUGGUUGUGACCGUGAGUGAGUGAGGGUGUUUUGCGCGCGGUCGCCAGUGAAUACAUUGUAGUGACGUGCCAUUACCUUAGUAACAACUUCAAGAGUUGUAGCCUUUGUGCAGAGUUGAUAUUGUGGAUAAUACAGUGAAUGAAGAGGAGGCACAGAUCUCUUUCAUAAUUGGCGUGACAUGGGUGAGGUGCAGUAUGGGCGUAUCCCAUUGGCUGCUCGCCCUCCUUCUGUACUAUUCGGCCGUAUCCAGAGCGUCAGAGGUGCGUUACCUACGACACAGCGGUCGGCGGGAAAGCGGUGGUGAGCCGGCGGCGGGCAGCCUAGGCCUCUCCGCCGGGGUAGGCCUAGGCGGAGUCAACAACGCCACGGAGAGCCCCGUCGACUUGCUCUUCGAGGACGAGGCGGACCCGAGUGCCGGCCUGAAAGAGGAGCUCGUCGUGCGCGGGCAGGAGGUGGUGUUCGAAUGCGUGGUGUCCGAGGAUGCCAAGGUGGUGGAGGGCGACGACAGCGUGGAGGGCGAGGUGCGCUGGUACCACGAUGGCUCGCAGAUUAAGGGUGACUUGCGGAUGUCGAUUAUGUGGACAGGUCGACUGGUGAUGUCUCACGCGGUGUCCGCGGACUCCGGCGUGUGGUGGUGCCGGCGAUCAGGGCGCGAGGGGCCCAAAGUGAGGCUGGUCGUUACAAUUCCUCCCGAGAGACCGUACCUGGAGUAUGGCGACGCGCGGCUGGCGGCUGGAGGAAGGCUCACCACUCGGGAGGGAAACUCCAUCACACUCAACUGCGUGGUGGAAGGAGGGAACCCGGCUCCCUCCAUCGCCUGGGUGCUCGGCGGGGAGGACAUUUCGCCCUCCAGCCAGAUGCGGAGCGAUUGGCGUGCCGAGGAAGGUGUGUUCUACAGCACCAGUAACCUGACGCUGCCCAGCGUGGAGAAGGAGCUGCACAACAGCAGCGUGGCGUGCGUGGUGCGGCACCCGGCCCUCCCCGUCCCUGUUCCCGUCCCGCUGAGGCUGAAUGUUCAGUACCCCCCCGCCUUCCGGUUGAGACGCUGGCCGAUGUGGGGGACGCCGGUUCGCGAGGGCGCCAGUAUCUCCCUGCUGUGCGCGGUGGACGCCAACCCGCCCUCCAGUCCCACGUGGGUCAAAGUGACCGAGCGGGGGACGACCGAGGUGGCGUCGUCGGGGGGCUGGCUCAACCUGACGAGGGUCACGGACACCGACCGAGGCUGGUACAAGUGCGCCACAGUCCACACCUUCGGCCGCUUCGCAUCACAUUCCGUUUUCAUUAAUGUUAUGCCGGCGGGCGAGCUGCAGGUGGCGCCGCCGAGGGUGGUGGAAGUGGGUGUAGGAGAGGCCGUCCAGAUCCCUUGCAUCAGCCCCAUCAGUAACGUGCCAACGGCUGUUUGCUGGACCAAGAUCCUCGAGGCAGGGGGCCGGACCGCCAGCGUGUCUUCCCAGAACUCACUCCUGCUGAGGAAGACCACGUACUCGGACGGCGGCAGGUAUCGCUGCGUGGCCUCCGACGCAACGCGGACGGUCGAGUCGGAUGACGUGGAUGUGGUCGUCACUGGUGCGCCCGUAGUCGAAGCGGUAAACUCCACGGUGCUUUCCAUCGGCGGGCGGCCCACAGCUCUCACCGCCCACGUCUGCGGCCGCCCAUCGGUGUCCACCCUCACAUGGCUUCCCCCCGCCCACCUCCCGCCCGUGAGAGCUGGCGAGACGAAGGACAGAUUCAAAGCCCACAAUCUCACGGCGUCAGAAACCCCCGACUGCCAGUACGCGGUGAUGACGAUCGUGGGCGUGCGGGCGAGCGACGCCGGCAACUGGGUCCUCGUGGGCGUGAACGACCGGGGUGCGAGCGCCGCCCUUGUCCGACUCAACAUCACCGCCGCCGCCCACUCCGUCACUGCCAACGGCGCCCGUGCUAUGAGCCACACCCACGCCCACUCUGCCGCUACCCAGGCCUUCCUAGCUGCUGUUCUUAUCCUUUUUUACGCCGCCCACGGCCGGUUAUGGGCGUGAAGUGAAAGGUGACGUUAAGACGAAGAGCGUAUCUCGUGUUAAUGAAGAAAAAUAUACUGUGAUAAAAGGGCGUGUUUGAGUGUGCAGUGUCGAGCCUAUCGUCAGGGAGAGGCGGGGGAGAGGAGGGAGGAAGGGAGAAACACGGAGGGAGGAAAGCCGGAAGGAAGGAAGAAAAGGAAGAAGGAAGAGGGGGUGAAAGAUGGAAGAAAGGAAGGCGGAAAAGAGGAGCCAGAUGGAAGGAAGGCAGAGAAAGGGAGGGAGGAAUGAAGGGAGAAAAGAAGAAAAGACAGAAAUGGAAGAAGUUUGGAGGGAAGGAGAGAGAAAACGCAAAAAGAAGAAAGGAACGAGUGAGAGCAAAAAAAAACCGUGAUAAAGAAUGUAUAAAGCGCUGAUCAAAAUACUUAGAAACAAGACAGUAAGAUCAAAUAAUCCAAAAGGUAUCAUUCCUCCCUCAAUGACUAGCAAUAUAUCAAUAAAAAAAAAAGAAUCAAUAGAUUGGUAAUUUUUAUAUAUAUAUAUAUCUAUCGUCAAUAUCGGAUUGAGACAUGGCUGGUUGUGACGGCAGAGGGAAUGCACGCUUUCGUGAGCGCAGAUGGGCGUGCGUGGGCGUGCGAUGGCAAGGCCGUGAAUCCAUACGUUCUCUUCUAGUUAUUAUCCCUUACUGCUUUAUAAUGACGUAUUGACGUGGCUGUAAUAACCAUUCAUAGGAAUUUAUCAAACUAAUGUUCUUGUAAUAAAUUGUAAUAAAUGUCAGUGUCUCUU